AUGACAGCAGAUGCGAAUGGCGACACCAAGGUGGUCAAGAAACCACGAAUUGAAGAGCGCCUUCCUCGAAUGAAGGUGGAGAAGUACCGAAGCUUUCAGAACUGGUACCAGAUUCCUUUCGAUGACAAGUGGCCCAAACGUACUUGGCCAGAGAAGCGAGUGACCAAGGCACCGCGCUGGUGCACGGUCGACCUUCGCGACGGCAAUCAGGCAUUGAUCAACCCCAUGAACCACGAGAAGAAGUUGCGUUUAUUCCUCCAUUUGUUGAAGCUGGGCUACAAAGAGAUCGAGGUCGGCUUCCCUGCUGCAAGCCAAACGGACUUUGACUUCAUUCGCUACAUCAUUGACGAGGGUUUGAUUCCGGACGACGUGUGGAUUCAGGUUCUCACGCAGUGCCGUGAGCCUCUGAUAUUGCGGACCAUUGAAGGUGUGAAAGGUGCCAAGAACGUCGUGAUACACGUCUACAACUCAACCUCUGAAUUGCAACGGCGAGUUGUGUUCAAAAAGGGCCGGCAGGACAUCAAGCAGCUGGCUCUAGAAAGCGUUGGCCUUGUAAGGAAGCUGGUGGAUGAGCGCAUGGCAGGAAUGAAAGUCCGGCUCGAGUACUCUCCCGAAAGCUUCACCGGCACGGAGCUCGAUUUUGCGCUCGAUGUCUCCAACGCCGUGAUUGAUGUGUGGAAGCCAACACCUAGCCAGCAGUUGAUCCUGAACUUGCCGGGGACAGUGGAGAUGUGCACUCCGAAUGUGUACGCAGAUCAAAUUGAAUGGAUGUGUGCCCACAUCAACCAUCGGGACUGCGUGUGCAUCAGCGUGCAUCCGCACAACGAUCGCGGCACCGGAAUCGCAGCGGCAGAGCUGGCCCUGAUGGCAGGAGCUGACCGCGUUGAGGGUUGCCUCUUCGGAAACGGAGAACGCACGGGCAACGUGUGCUUGGUCACCCUCGCCCUAAACAUGUUCACUCAAGGCAUUGACCCAGAGGUGAGCUAUGUGGAGCUAGAGGAGACCAUCACUGUGGCCGAGCACUGCACAGAGCUGAAGGUUCCAGAGCGGUACCCGUGGGCUGGAAGCCUUGUUUACACAGCAUUUUCUGGAUCUCACCAGGAUGCCAUCAAGAAAGGCUUGGAGGCCAACAAGAAGGAGAAUGUGUGGGAAGUUCCUUAUUUGCCCAUUGAUCCGCAGGACAUAGGUCGUCAUUACGAAGCCAUCAUCCGGGUGAACAGCCAGAGUGGGAAGGGUGGCAUCGCCUACAUCCUGGAGCAGGAGUAUGGCAUUGCCUUGCCCAAGGACUGUCAGGCCGAAUUUGCCCAGGUGGUUCAGAAGAUCUCUGACAAGACCAGCAAGGAGAUCGCUGCAGUGCAGAUCUUCGAUGCCUUCAAGCAGACGUACAUAGAUCCUCAGGAACCGGUGGCCCUGAUAGAUUACGAUCUGUCAACGUCUUCGGCGCAGAGCGAGGAUGACGUUGCUCUAAAGGCAAGAGUUCGGGCAGCCGGCAAGGAGCAUGAGAUUGUUGGCAAGGGCAACGGUCCGGUGUCUGCUUUCGUAGCCGGCUUGAACGAGUUUGUAUUUCGACCGAAGGGGGUGGAAGUCCACCUGUCGGACUAUCACUCUGCGGCGCGGAGCCACUGCAAGAACGCGGAGGGUUCGGAAGCUGUUGCGUCGGUGAGAUGCCAAGCGAUUGCUUCAGCAACUCAGACCCCUCAGGGCAAAGCCAGAUUUGGCGUUGGCCUACACAGGAAUACCAACACGGCAGUGUUGAAAGCUCUGAUCAGUGCGGUCAACUGCCUGAGUGCUGCCGGUGAUGCGAAGCUGUUCGCCUAG
Symbiodinium sp. CCMP2456 is the source of this 1818-nucleotide messenger RNA. Lineage: Eukaryota; Dinophyceae; Suessiales; Symbiodiniaceae. The record is from the annotation of a GenBank genome assembly.